CCCGCCGGACACGCGCUCUUCCAGGACGUUUUCCGCAGAGCAGACAAGAAUGAUGAUGGUAAGCUCUCAUUUGAGGAAUUCCAGAAUUACUUUGCCGAUGGGGUUCUCAGCCCAGGGGAGCUGCGGGAGCUGUUUAGCGGCAUUGAUGGGCAUCCCACCGACAACUUGGAAACGGAGAAACUGUGUGACUACUUCUCAGGACACCUGGGUGUCUACCAGCCCGUGCUGGCUGCGCUGGAGUCGCUGAACCGGGCAGUGCUCACUGCCAUGGACACCACCAAGCUGGAGUAUGAGCGGGCCUCCAAAAUGGACCAGUUUGUGACACGCUUCCUACUGCGGGAGACAGUGAGCCAGCUCCAAGCCCUGCAGAGCUCGCUGGAGGGGGCAUCGGAGACCCUGGAGGCCCAGGCCCGCGGCCCACGGUCAGAUGAAGACAGUGUGGAGGUGCAGAGCAGGCCUCGUGGCAGCCGGCGGGCGGGGCGCAGGGCCCUGAGGAGCGUCAGUUGGUCACCCACCUGGUCUCCUGGCUCCUCUGACACAGGGCAGAGCUCAGAGGCCGAGAUGCAGUGGCGGCUCCAGGUCAACCGUCUCCAGGAGCUCAUCGACCAGCUUGAGUGCAAGGCCCCCCGGCUGGAACCCCUGCAUGAAGAGGAGCUUACCAAGGGGCCCGACUCGCACAUCCUCGUGGCCCAGAGGCAGAUGCAGGUGGCAGAGGAAGCCCUGCAGGACUUCCACCGUGCCCUGUGCUGCUACGUGGACUUCACAGGGGCCCAGAGCCAUUGCCUGCAUGUAUCUGCCCAGAAGAUGCUGGACAAUGCUUCCUUCACCCUGUACGAGUUCUGGCAGGAUGAGGCCUCCUGGAGAAGGCACCAGCAGUCCGCCUGCAGUAAGGCCUUCCAGCGCAUCCUCAUUGACCACCUGCGGGCUCCCGACACCCUGACCACUGUGUUCUUCCCAGCCUCUUGGUGGAUUAUGAAUAAUAACUGAGCCUGACCUGCAUAAGCCAAGGACCCUGGGGCCCUGCCUGCCUCCUUCUGGAGCUUCUGGACUGGUCAACUCAGCACCAAGACCAAGGACGCUGCCGCCUCCUAGGCCUGAGGCCUGGCUUUCAGAGGCCUCCCAGACCCGGCUGAUGGAGUUUCAGCCCAGGGGUCAGGGACUGGGCUGCUUGCUUUCUGUUCUUUAUGUGUCAGUGUGUUUUAUUGUUUGUAGCUUUGGCCUCUGAGGCACUCUGGCCUCUGCCCUGCUCAGGAGGCCUGGAUCCUGGUCCCCUCUGCCGCUGCCUUGCUGUGUGACCCAGGGCAGGUCGCUUCCCUCUCUGAGCAAGCCUCAGGCCAUCUGGCUGCCUAGCGGGUGCCCUGCUUUCUCCCUGCUGUCUUGGGGCCAGGCUUCUCUUCUUCCCCAACCAGCAGCAGAACCAGGGCUGAUGCUCAGGGACCCCCACCUGACCCCGAACCUCGACCCCGGAGGCUGGGCCAGAUCUGCCAGCAGUGUGGGGUAAGGACCCUGGUGUCCCCAUCACCUUCCUGGGCCAGCAGGCUCCUGCCUCUUCCAGCACCCACGGCUGCACCAGAGACCUCUGGAGGAUCCUGGGUUGGUUUGCAUGUCAUUUGCAUAUCAUUUGCAUGCUCAUGCCCACCCAUACUCAGGGCCCUCUGGGAAGCCCCAAGGUGACCUUGCCAAGAGCAAUAAUUUGGACCCAGAGUAGCCUGCUGCCCCCAGAUACCUCUGAACCCCAGCCCAGGACCCCAGCACAGAGGCAAUAAAGGCAGUGGUCACCUCUGGUGUCA
This is a messenger RNA of Ceratotherium simum simum (southern white rhinoceros), 1790 nucleotides long. It is a transcript of the gene NECAB3, whose product is annotated as N-terminal EF-hand calcium binding protein 3. Gene Ontology annotation, cellular component: cytoplasm; endoplasmic reticulum; Golgi cis cisterna. Lineage: Eukaryota; Metazoa; Chordata; Mammalia; Perissodactyla; Rhinocerotidae. Gene Ontology annotation, biological process: regulation of amyloid precursor protein biosynthetic process. Gene Ontology annotation, molecular function: calcium ion binding. The record is from RefSeq and is a predicted model, not a curated record.